Microthlaspi erraticum is the source of this 1233-nucleotide messenger RNA. The record is from the annotation of a GenBank genome assembly. NCBI's taxonomy places the organism in Eukaryota, Viridiplantae, Streptophyta, Magnoliopsida, Brassicales, Brassicaceae.
AUGGAGCUAGUUGAUGAAGUUGAGCACAGAAGUCUUUUCAGACGAGAGACAGAUUCCCUACAAACGGAAGCAGCUUCCUUGAUGGAACGCAAAGCUAUAGCAACAAAGAACAGUGUGCUCCAGAGCUUCAAGAUCGUGAUUUUGUCGAAUAAACUCAAUAUUUUGUUGCCUUUCGGUCCUCUAGCAAUACUAGUCCACUACUUGGCAGAUAAUAAGGGAUGGUUCUUCUUGCUGAGCUUAUUAGGAAUUACACCAUUGGCUGAACGUCUCGGAUAUGCCACAGAGCAAUUGGCUUGUUAUACAGGUCCAACCGUUGGAGGCCUCCUAAACGCUACAUUUGGAAACGUGACAGAGCUGAUUAUAUCGAUGAUUGCUCUUAGAAAUGGAAUGAUACGCGUUGUACAGCUAACGCUGCUCGGCUCCAUUCUGUCUAACAUGUUGCUUGUACUUGGCUGCGCUUUCUUCUGCGGCGGCCUUGUGUUUUUCCGGAAAGAGCAAGUCUUUGACAAAGGGAAUGCGGUUGUGAGUUCGGGAAUGCUUUUGAUAGCUGUCAUGGGACUACUCUUCCCCACACUUCUUCGUUACACGCACAGCGAGAUUCAAGCUGGUUCAUCAGUGCUUUUUCUAUCAAGAUUAACCAGCUGCGUAAUGCUUGUUGCCUACGCUGCUUACCUCUUUUUCCAGUUAAAGAGCCAGCUGAGUUCUUACGAGAAAAUGAACAAGAACGAAGAAACUUCAGACGCUGAUGAAGAUCCUGAGAUCUCCAAGUGGGAAGCUAUCAUCUGGCUUUUAGUCUUAACCGCUUGGGUCUCUCUUCUUUCCGGGUAUCUUGUAGAUGCCAUAGAGGGUGCUUCGGUCUCAUGGAAGAUACCAAUAUCUUUUAUUAGUGUUGUCUUGCUUCCUAUAGUUGGGAAUGCGGCCGAGCAUGCAGGCGCUAUUAUGUUUGCCAUGAAAGACAAGCUCGAUCUGUCUUUGGGAGUGGCUAUUGGAUCGUCCAUUCAGAUUUCUAUGUUUGCGGUUCCUGUCUGUGUGGUGAUGGGAUGGAUGAUUGGUGCACCAAUGGACCUAAAUUUCCAGCUCUUUGAGACUGCUAUAUUGUUCAUUACUGUUAUAGUUGUAGCUUUCUUUCUCCAGGAAGGGACAUCGAACUACUUCAAAGGAUUGAUGCUCAUUAUUUGCUAUUUGCUAGUCGCUGCCAGUUUCUUUGUGCACGAAGAUCCUCACCAAGGUUAG